Messenger RNA from Nematostella vectensis (starlet sea anemone), 1991 nucleotides. Its product is annotated as sperm-associated antigen 6. Gene Ontology annotation, molecular function: microtubule binding. The record is from RefSeq and is a predicted model, not a curated record. The coding region runs from base 134 to 1660 and encodes 508 amino acids. Gene Ontology annotation, cellular component: microtubule cytoskeleton. The transcript is spliced from 14 exons. Gene Ontology annotation, biological process: cilium movement. Lineage: Eukaryota; Metazoa; Cnidaria; Anthozoa; Actiniaria; Edwardsiidae.
CGCUCUGUUUUACCGUUGCUAGGACACAACAGCAACAAGAAAUAUAGGAAAGGCUUAGUUUGGUUGUUGUGGUGAAGGAAUUCUAACUUUUCUCUGGAUUAUCCACAUACUUUGGAUAAAAAAAGUAUACAAAAUGAGUACUCGACAAGUACUUCAAGUUUUCGAACAGUACCAGAAGUCAAGGACCUCGUUUGUGCAGACUGUCGCAGAACUUGCUUCAAGACCACAAAAUAUAGAAACAUUGCAAAAUGCUGGUGUAAUGUCACUUCUCCGGCCUUUGCUACUAGAUAUUGUACCUACGAUCCAACAGACAGCUGCUUUAGCUCUUGGCAGAUUGGCCAACUACAAUGAUGAUCUUGCUGAGGCUGUUGUCAAGGCAGAUAUUCUUCCCCAAUUGGUGUAUUCCCUGGCAGAGCAGAAUAGAUUUUACAAGAAGGCUGCUGCAUUUGUUUUGAGAGCUGUCGCUAAACACUCAGCACAACAUGCUCAGUGUGUUGUUGACUGUGGAGCUCUAGAUGCACUGGUCAUUUGCCUGGAAGAGUUUGAUCCUGGAGUCAAAGAAGCAGCAGCAUGGGCUUUAGGAUACAUAGCCAGACACAAUGCAGAGCUUUCUCAGGCAGUGGUAGAUGCUGGAGCUGUUCCUCUGCUUGUCCUGUGUAUCCAGGAACCUGAACUGGCUCUCAAGAGAAUUGCCUCCUCAGCUCUCAGUGACAUUUGCAAGCAUUCUCCUGAGCUUGCUCAGACAGUGGUUGAUGCUGGUGCCAUUGCCCAUCUUGCUCAAAUGAUUCUCAAUACUGAUGCAAAACUCAAGCGUCAAGUGUUCUCUGCUCUAAGCCAGAUUGCGAAGCAUUCUGUAGACCUUGCAGAAAUGGUUGUUGAGGCAGAAAUCUUUCCUGCUGUUUUGAAUUGCUUGAAAGAUCCCGAUGAGUAUGUGUGCAAAAAUGUAGCCACACUUAUCAGAGAGAUUGCCAAACACACACCUGAGCUUGCUCAGCUGAUUGUCAACGCAGGAGGAGUAGCUGCUGUGGUAGAUUAUGUCGGGGAUAAAAGUGGAAAUGUUCGUCUGCCUGGAGUUAUGAUGCUGGGAUAUGUUGCGGCACACUCUGAAAAUCUAGCUAUGUCAGUGAUCGUCUCCAAGGGAGUCGUGCAGCUUUCGAUUUCAAUAGCUGAAGAGUCAGAAGAUCACAUACAGGCUGCAGCAGCAUGGGCGCUUGGCCAGAUUGGCCGCCAUACUCCAGAGCACGCUAAAGCUGUUGCUGUUGCCAAUGUCCUCCCAAAGUUGCUUCAGUGCUACCUUCGACCUGACAGCUCUGAGGACUUACAAACAAAGGCCAAAAAAGCAUUAAAGAACAUCCUUCAAAAGUGUACACAUCUGCCGGCACUAGAACCCCUUCUCCACGAUGCCCCACCUAACAUCCUGAAGCAUGUUGUUGGACAAUUCGCCAAGGUCUUGCCACAUGAUGCUAAGGCCCGUAGGCUGUUUGUGACUAGCGGUGGGCUCAAAAAAGUUCAGGAGAUCAAGGCAGAGCCGGGAUCCGCACUCCACGAAUACAUUAACACCAUCAAUAACUGUUAUCCUGAGGAGAUCGUCAGAUAUUACUCUCCUGGUUACUCUGAUCGCCUUCUGGAAAGAGUGGAACAGUAUCAACCAGUCGCUUAGAACAAGCCAUUUUAUGUUUAGUAAAUUAUAGACCCAAGCAAGUGUAUAUGAAGUGCUUUACCCCUGAAUUUCAACAAGUCAUUUUUGUUGUGUAAAUUAGACCCAAGCCAGUAGAGCUCUUUACCUGUAGGCUAGUGCUUUAUAGGGAAAUUUCCAAACUUUCAGUCAUAAAUUGCCUUUCCAUCUUUUUUAGAAUGUAAUUUUGUUAUUAUAUUCAAAGCUUCAGUAGACUAUUGUAAAUAACUGGGGAAAACUGUUAACUAUCUCUGGACGUUUGUGAAAAUUUUAUGUACAUGAAAUAAAUAAAAAAAAUCGAUAUUAUUCAAUCUUA